Budorcas taxicolor (takin) is the source of this 2225-nucleotide messenger RNA. It is a transcript of the gene WBP4, whose product is annotated as WW domain binding protein 4. Gene Ontology annotation, biological process: mRNA splicing, via spliceosome. Gene Ontology annotation, cellular component: precatalytic spliceosome; nucleus. The record is from RefSeq and is a predicted model, not a curated record. The transcript has 10 exons. Bases 143 to 1330 code for a protein of 395 amino acids. Gene Ontology annotation, molecular function: RNA binding; zinc ion binding; protein binding. Lineage: Eukaryota; Metazoa; Chordata; Mammalia; Artiodactyla; Bovidae.
GCGGGCCCCGGGGACGGCGGGAGGCGUCCGCGCUGCGAGGCUGCGGUGGGCCUCGUGGUGAGCCGGGGCCUGGUUCUCCCCGCGCGGAGAACGCGAGCCUCGGCCGGGGCCGGGGGCGGCCCGCGGCGCGCCUGGUCCAGUCAUGGCAGACUACUGGAAGUCACAACCAAAGAAAUUCUGUGAUUACUGCAAGUGUUGGAUUGCGGACAAUAGGCCUAGCAUUGAAUUUCAUGAAAGAGGAAAGAAUCAUAAAGAAAAUGUGGCGAAGAGGAUCAGUGAGAUUAAACAGAAAAGCCUGGAUAAGGCAAAGGAAGAAGAAAAGGCAUCAAAGGAGUUUGCUGCAAUGGAGGCAGCUGCCCUGAAAGCAUACCAGGAGGAUUUGAAAAGGCUUGGCUUAGAGUCAGAGAUCUCAGAGCCAAGCGUGUCACCAGUAACCAGCACCGUCCCACCCACCUCUGCAUCAAAUCAGCAGAAAGAAAAGAAGAAAAAGAAAAAAGACCCUUCAAAGGGCAGAUGGGUAGAAGGCAUAACCUCGGAGGGUCACCAUUAUUAUUAUGAUCUUAUCACAGGAGCAUCUCAGUGGGAGAAACCUGAAGGAUUUCAAGGAAACUUAAAAAAGGCAACAGGGAAGACUGUAUGGAUAGAAGGGCUAAGUGAAGAUGGCUAUACCUAUUAUUAUAAUACAGAAACGGGGGAAUCCAGAUGGGAAAAACCUGAUGAUUUCAUUCCACACUCCGGUGAUCUGCCUUCUAGUAAAGUCAAUGAAAAGUCACUUGGCACCCUAGAAGAGUCCAAAUCAUCAGAUUCACAUGGUGAGUCUGAUGGCGAACAAGAAGCAGAAAAGGAGAAAAAAAAAGAAGAGAUCCCAACAGAAACACAGAAGCUAAUAAUAAAGUUUAAGGAAAAAAAUAAAAGUAGUAAUAAAAGAACUGAACCAGAAACACAGAAAGAAAAAAAUACCCAAGGGAAGAAUUCAUCAGGUCCAAGUGAAGAAAAACCCAAAGAAAAAAAUACCCAAGGGAAGAAUUCAUCAGGUUCAAAUGAAGAAAAACCCAAAGCUCAUAAAAAGCCAAACCCAUAUGGAGAAUGGCAGGAAAUUAAACCAGAAGUUGAGUCCCAUGAGGAGGUAGAUUUGGAGCUUCCAAGCACUGAAAAUGAAUAUGUAUCAACUUCGGAGGCUGAUGCUGGUGGGGAACCCCAACUGGUUUUUAAAGAAAAAACAGUCACUUCUCUUGGAGUCGUGGCAGAUGGAGUGGCCCCAGUCUUCAAAAAGAGAAGAAUUGAAAAUGGAAAGUCAAGAAAUUUAAGGCAACGAGGUGAUGAUCAGUAAUUAUAAGAAAGCUUUUAAUGUGUGCUUUUUGGACAUAAUGGAGACUGUACAUCUUUAAAAGCUCCUUUGUGUUUGUUUUACAUUAUUUAAGUGAUAAAAAUUUAGACUUACUCUGAAUGUAUUUUAUGUGAAUUUAAAAUAAAUCUUUUUCAUGUGAAAUUGAUUUUUGUUCCUAAAAUGGAAGCCUACCACAUUGCAUUGUAAUACAGUGUAUUAUCUUCAGUGUCCAAAAACUGGUAAUUAUGUCAUAAUGUAAGAUGCUAUGUAUCUGUUAUUUAAAACGUUUAUCCCAUUCUUCCUCUUAUGAACAUACUUGUACUGCACUGAAAAUGAAUUAUCUUUGCACACUGAUAUUAUCCAAGAAAUAAGAAUUAUACCACAAAAGAGAAGAUUCAUAGUCCAUGAUGAUUCAGUUUUGAGGAUCCUGUCAGAAAGGCUGAUGUAGAAAGUGUAUGCAUAUCUUGCUUACUUUUUUCAACUUAAGGUCAAGGACCAAGAACCAGGACUGUAGCUCAGGUAGUGGUUAAUAGGGAAUGAAAAUCGGACCAAAGGAAGAUAAGUGUAUCUGCCUGGUUCAGUGCAAAGCAAUAGCCAUUGCAUCGGCAUUUUCACCUUCAGCCAGGCACUGUGCUAGGAACUGGGGGUGUAACGGUUCUUCACAAAUUCUCAUUCAAACAGAAUCUUUUUCCCCAGUCAUGCACUCUGUGCACCGGCCUUAUAUGUACUGGAAAAUAUUUUUUAGGGUUUAUUUAAAACUCCGUAGAUGAAGUCGUGAACAAAAAUAGUAAGGUCUCUGACUUCGGUGAAAAGUUUUGGUGUUUCUUCAGACAGAUUGGAAAUUUCCCAUUUCCUGGUUAAAUUUCUUGAAAAGUGGAACUUUCUUAUUUAAUCCAUU